AUGGCCACACCGCUGACAAACGACGCGUCCAAGCAAAAGCUAUGGGGCGGUCGUUUCACUGGUAAAACUGAUCCAAAAAUGCAUGAAUUCAACCAAUCUCUGCGAUACGACCAACGCAUGCACGCGGCUGACAUAAAAGGCUCUGUCGCAUAUGCGAAAGCGUUGACGCGUGUUGGAAUCAUCACUCAACAGGAAGAAACAAAACUUACUGAAGGACUUGUUCAAGUCGGCAAAGAAUGGGUUGACGGAGUAUUUCAAGUGCACCCAGACGAUGAAGACAUCCAUACUGCCAACGAACGGCGCCUCAGCGAGCUCAUCGGUCCUCUUGGUGGCAAACUCCAUACUGGAAGGUCUCGCAAUGAUCAAGUGGCGACAGACAUGCGGUUAUGGCUGCUCGAACAAGUUUAUGAUAUUGAAAAAAGCGUCAAGGGUCUGCUACGCGUCAUUGUGGAUAGGGCCGAUCACGAGAAAGACUACCUUCUACCUGGAUACACACAUCUCCAGCGUGGCCAGCCUAUUCGAUGGUCUCAUCUCCUUCUGUCACACGCAACAUCGUUUCGAUACGAUCUUGAAAGACUUCAGCAACUAAUUCCACGAAUCUCCGUCUUGCCUCUAGGUUCUGGAGCAUUGGCAGGCAACCCCUUCUUAGUCGACCGUGAAUUCUUGGCCAAAGAGCUUGGAUUUGCCUCCAUCGCUGAAAAUAGUAUGUGGGGAGUCGGUGAUCGCGACUUCAUCGUCGAGUUCCUCAUGUGGGCGAGUUUAAGCAUGACCCACAUUAGUCGCAUGGCAGAAGACCUCAUCAUAUACUCUACAGCCGAGUUUGGGUUUGUAACAUUGAGCGACGCGUAUACAACUGGGUCGAGUAUUAUGCCGCAAAAAAAGAACCCAGAUUCACUCGAGCUCUUGAGGGGAAAGACGGGCCGUAUUUUCGGUAAUAUGGCUGGGUUUCUAAUGACACUGAAAGGCUUACCUUCGACCUACAACAAAGACCUUCAGGAGGAUAAGGAGCCGCUGUUUGACGCGGUAGAUAAUGUUUCUGCGUCUCUCCAAAUUGCAGAAGGGGUGAUCGCCACGAUGGAUGUACAUGCUGAUAAGAUGGCAAAAGCACUGACAAUGGAUGUUCUCGCUACAGAUCUCGCAGACUAUCUCGUCAGAAAAGGCAUCCCUUUCCGCGAGACACACCACAUAUCGGGGCGGGCCGUGGCACUUGCGGAGUCUCGCAAGUGUCAGAUCAAUGAACUCAGUCUCGCAGACUUCCAAAGUCUGAAUGCCAAUUUUGGGCCAGACGUGCAUCAGGUAUUUGACUUUGAGGCAAGUGUGGAGCGCCGAGCGGCUAUUGGUGGGACCAGCAAAGAAAUGGUCUCUCGACAAAUUUCCGUGCUACGGGCGGUCCUUCAGUGA
This is a messenger RNA of Mycena indigotica, 1401 nucleotides long. Its product is annotated as Argininosuccinate lyase. The transcript is spliced from 7 exons. Lineage: Eukaryota; Fungi; Basidiomycota; Agaricomycetes; Agaricales; Mycenaceae. Gene Ontology annotation, molecular function: argininosuccinate lyase activity. The coding region runs from base 1 to 1401 and encodes 466 amino acids. Gene Ontology annotation, cellular component: cytosol. The record is from RefSeq and is a predicted model, not a curated record.